GUAGUUUUAUUAAUUAUUUUAUACAAAAAAUUUAUACAAAAUGUGUUUAGGGCUAAAGUGAAAAAAUAUGUACAUGUAAACAAAGCCGAAGAGAGAAAAAACGUCAGCAAACAUAAACAAACAAAUAUAUUUUUAUACACACAUUCAUACAUACAAACAAAGAAGACUUCAAAAUGAGACCAAAAAUCGACAAGGAUUUACUGCCUAUGAAGGCUCAUUAUUUUUUAUUCAAUGCUGGUACUGCACCUGUUGUACCAUUUAUGCCCACAUUGGCUAAACAAUUGGGCUAUUCCAGUGUGGUUGUGGGCACAAUGUAUACAAUAUUGCCUAUAAUAGGCAUGAUAGCAAAACCAAUAUUUGGUUUUAUAGCAGAUCGUUAUCAACGUCAUCGCAUGUUAUUCAUCAUAUCCGAAAUUCUUACCGCCGUUGCCUUUUUCCUCGUCAUGUUCACCCCAGCCAUACCGAAAGAACCCAUAGCCGUUGAAUUCCACUGUCAUGCCGGUGUCACUGAUCUGCGCUACUGCAAUGAAUUCGACAAAUGCAUGGACAAUGAUUUAAAAGAGCACUAUGCCAAUCAAACGCUCAACUGUCAGCUAAACUGUCAGGCCAAACCCUUUAUGUGGGAUAUAAUCUGUGAAAACUGGUUAAAUUCCACAAAUUGUAUGGCCAACACCACCACCAGCCUGGACCUAAAGACCACUGUAAAUAUGGGUCACAUGAAUGUGGAGGGCUCUUGCAUGUUCUUUAUGAUACCUCAUAUACAAGGUCAGAUAAAUGAUAGAAAUGUCAGCAUGUAUUGUCCCAAGGAUAAGGAUUAUUUCAAUGCUUCCUGUACAAUGGAUUGUAAAGAUGAGUUUUUGAAUAGUAAACUGGGUCUAAGUCCGGUUAUUAAUAAUAAAUCGGCCAUGGGAUUAUAUCAGUUCUGGUGGUUCUUUGCCAUGUUGAUAAUAUCAUGGAUUGGUAUGGCGGCGGUUGUGAGUAUAGGUGAUGCCAUUUGUUUUGGCAUUUUGGGAGAGCGAGCUCAUUUGUAUGGUAAACAGCGUUUGUAUGGCUCUGUGGGUUGGGGUAUUUUCUCCAUAAUAGCUGGAGUUUUGGUGGAUAAAAUGUCCAAGGGUGUGGAUAAGGAUUAUACGAUAGUAUUUUGGAUGACUUUGGUGAUUAUAGCUUUGGAUGUGGUGGCGUCCAUGAAGUUGAGGCACACCCAAACUCAUCUCUCUCCCAACAUCCUCAAGGAUGUGGGUCAAAUGUUCCUCUCCAUACGAUGUGUGGUAUUCUUUAUAUGGUGCGUUUUUAUAGGUCUGGGCACGGCCCUCAUAUGGAAUUUCCUGUUUUGGCAUUUAGAAGAAUUGGCCGGCUGUGAGGAAACCUCCAUGAAGACAUUGCAGGGUGCCGUUAUGGCCAUACAAUGUUUUUGCGGGGAAUUGCCGUUUUUCUUUUUCUCCGGCUGGAUUCUUAAGAAAAUCGGGCAUGUUAAUGCCAUGAGUCUGGUGCUGUUUGGUUUUGGUGUACGUUUUAUAUUGUAUUCAAUGUUGCAGGAUCCCUGGUAUGUGUUGCCCAUAGAAUUAAUGAAUGGUGUGACAUUUGGUUUGUUUUAUGCCACCAUGGCCUCCUAUGCUAGUAUAGUGGCACCGCCCGGCACCGAAACCACCAUGCAGGGUCUUGUGGGCGCUAUAUUCGAAGGUGUUGGCGUCUCCAUGGGCAGUUUUAUAGGCGGUUUAUUGUUUGAGUCCGUGGGACCGGGUCAUACCUUUGAAAUAUUUGGCGUUAGCGCCUUUAUUGCCUUCAUUGUUCAUGUCUGUGUGCAAAUGUAUUUGCAACGUCAUCAUUCUAGUACUGAUAGUGAUAAUGGAACAGUUAAAUAUUUAGCGCCUACUGAUGCCAUGCAUAUGCUUAACGAUCACGAAUAUAUAAUAACGUAGAUGGACUGUGUUAUUUGUUGUUUUAAUUUAAUCAAUAAUUUUCCUUUAUAAGUUUUGUGUGUGCGUAUUAUUAAAACAAAAAAAGAAAAAACAAUUAAUUCUAAUUGUGUAUUGUAGUUGUAUUAAACCAAAAUUUCUAAUUCAUUUUAAGUUUUCUUAUUAAAUUCAUAACUUAAUUUUAAAUGAUUUAAUUAUUGAGAACAAACAUUGAAAGUACUUUAAAUUUGUUUCUAAUUUCCAUAAUUUAAACAAACAAAUAAGCAACACCGGAAACAAAAGCAUGUAUUUUAUAUUUAUUAAUAAUUCAAUAAUGUUAAAUGUUAAAUUAUACAUCCCUGAGGGCUUUUCCAUCUCUGGUCUUAUAAAACCUCCUAGUGGCAACCUUUAACUUUUGCUCAUUAUCUUUUGUUGACAUUUGAGCAUUUGAAAGAGAAAGUAAGUAGAGUUGCCUGCGUUGUUUCAUAUGGCCUCUAGAUCAGUGAUGUUCAAAAAUAAAAAUGAAGAUAUUUGGUGAGAGAGCUACCCAGCAAACAUAAUGUCAAACACUUAAAAUAACAACAAAAUGAAGAAAGUUUAAAUUUAGAAUUUUUGUCAAAUAAAACCAAUUUAUUAAAUGAAUAUAAUUUAAAUUUUAAGGAAAUGAAACAAUAUACAUUAUACGGCCGAAAUACUCUCAAAUUUUUUAUUUAUUUUUAACUUUGUUUUUUUGUGUUCAAUUGUAAUUGAAACACGUGUGUUUGCUAUGCUUCAUCCAAAAACCAACCAACAACAAUGCUUAUUGAAUUUCUGAAAAAAUGAGACAUUUAUUACGCUCUUUAAAAGAGCGUAACAAAUGUGUUUAAAUUUUUUAAACAAUUGUUGUAUGGGAUGAACAUCACUGCUCUAGAUAAAAAAAAGCCCUCAAGGACAUUUUACCAAGUACUUUAGUUGUUUUUGAAAAACAAAAUUAGCAUGUUUUUAAAACUUUAUAUUUAUCUAACGAAUUUCUAUAUAAGUAUACAAAAUAUUUAUAAUAAUUUUUAAACAUAAAGCAACUGCAUGUAUAAACUGGUCAUUUUUAAAGUAUUUUUUUUUUUUGUAAUUUUAAAUUCAUUAUUUUUUUUAAUUUAAUUUAUUAAUUUUAUUUAAUGUAAUUUUGAAUGUGGUUGUUUGAAUUUUAUACUUUCCAUUUUUUUCAUAACAUAUUUAUGUAUUUAAAAAACACCAAAGUUUUUUUUUAACAGAAAAAUUGUAUAUUUAAAUUUUUCUAUAAAAGGUUUUUUAGCUAUAAAAUUUAAUUAAAUAAACUAAUUGAAAUAUAUAUUUUUUUUAAAUAAUAGUAUAAUAUAUAUAUUUGUUAUAAGUUUAUAAAUAUAUUUAAAUAUAUAAAAAAAUGGGUAACAAUUAAAAAUUUAUUUAUAUAUAAAAAUAGAUUUUUUUUAUAUAAAAAUUAUUUAGUAGUCUUAUUUUUUUUAAAUUAAUUAUAUUUUAUUGCGGUUGUUUGCCAAUUAAAGAUUCUUCCUGCUGCUGUUUUUGUAAUUUACGCUGUAAUUCUUUUUCUUUGCACGUUUGUAUAUUAAUGGCUCUUUUCUAUAAUAAAGUUUUAAAAAAUUAAUAAAAUAAUUUGCUAAAAAGCAUGUUUUUAGAAAAGAAAACUAAAA
This is a messenger RNA of Calliphora vicina (urban bluebottle blowfly), 3559 nucleotides long. RefSeq names its product Sugar baby (gene Sugb). The transcript is spliced from 7 exons. The record is from RefSeq and is a predicted model, not a curated record. Bases 174 to 1919 code for a protein of 581 amino acids. Gene Ontology annotation, cellular component: membrane. NCBI's taxonomy places the organism in Eukaryota, Metazoa, Arthropoda, Insecta, Diptera, Calliphoridae.